Messenger RNA from Dufourea novaeangliae, 390 nucleotides. RefSeq lists its product as uncharacterized. The record is from RefSeq and is a predicted model, not a curated record. The transcript is spliced from 2 exons. Lineage: Eukaryota; Metazoa; Arthropoda; Insecta; Hymenoptera; Halictidae. Bases 1 to 390 code for a protein of 129 amino acids.
AUGAGGACGAUAAGGCUGGUGGUCGAUCUUUUGGAUUACCGUUCUCGAGCCUACUUUCUUAUUUGCGUCAUCUGCGUCAUCGUGGUACCGAUCGUCGCCUCGAGCCAUGGGGAUAAGAAUGAUCACGCGAGCACGUACGAGAAGAAGACUGAGGAGGGAUCAGCGAAAAACCUGAACAAACCGAAGCUUUCCACGCACGAUGAAAGCAACGAAGCCUCAAACAUCAAGAACAACGACAUCGAUAGCGGUGCUCAGUCGCCAAAGAUCAAGAACGGGAACAGUGUCGCGUUGAACAGAUUCUUGGAGAACGUUCUGAAAGCUAAGGACGAUUUCAAGUGGAUAGAUCGGGCUGUGUAUGAGCUUCAUCACGCCAAGGAUUUGGAGAAGUGA